Messenger RNA from Exaiptasia diaphana, 2306 nucleotides. RefSeq names its product glycerol-3-phosphate dehydrogenase, mitochondrial. The record is from RefSeq and is a predicted model, not a curated record. Gene Ontology annotation, cellular component: mitochondrion; glycerol-3-phosphate dehydrogenase (FAD) complex. Gene Ontology annotation, biological process: glycerol-3-phosphate metabolic process. The coding region runs from base 84 to 2246 and encodes 720 amino acids. Gene Ontology annotation, molecular function: glycerol-3-phosphate dehydrogenase (quinone) activity; calcium ion binding. The transcript is spliced from 15 exons. NCBI's taxonomy places the organism in Eukaryota, Metazoa, Cnidaria, Anthozoa, Actiniaria, Aiptasiidae.
UUGGUGUGUAUGGUGUGCAGCGAUACAUUGGAAAUGUUAGAUUCCUAUAAAUUCUUUUGAUGAAAUCUUCUUGAACAUUUUCUAUGGCAUACAUUCGAAUUUUGGGUAGUGUCGUAGCUUUGGGCUGUGGAUAUCAAUAUUACAGACACUGUUUGGAUGAGAAGGAUCAAAUGGCGGUGGUGCAGGCAGCUGAAAUGGCAGGAAGGGUGGGGCAAACACAUGUACCAUUGCCUAAAAGAUUCGAAAAUAUCAAAAAAUUGAAAAGCACAAAAGAGUUUGAUGUUCUUGUGAUUGGUGGUGGGGCAACAGGUAGUGGAGUUGCAUUAGAUGCUGUAACAAGAGGUUUAACUACAGUCAUUGUCGAGAGAGAUGAUUUUUCUGCAGGAACUAGCAGUAGAAGCACAAAACUAAUACAUGGUGGUGUAAGAUAUUUACAGAAAGCUAUUACAGGCUUGGACAGAGAGCAGUACAAAUUAGUAAAGGAAGCCCUUCAUGAACGAGCAAACUUACUGGCCAUCGCUCCUCAUCUUUCUUCACCGCUCCCAAUAAUGUUACCUGUCUACAAGUGGUGGCAAUUGCCAUAUUUUUGGGCCGGCAUCAAAAUGUAUGACUUGGUAUCUGGAAGACAGGUGGUCAAAAGUAGCUAUUUAGUUGGAAAAGAGAAGGCCUUGGAGCUUUUCCCUAUGUUGAAAAAAGAUAAACUCUGUGGUGCUAUUAUUUAUUAUGAUGGCCAGCAUAAUGAUGCCCGCAUGAAUCUAGAAAUAGCCUUAACUGCUGUUCGACAUGGAGCAACAGCUGUCAAUCAUACAGAGGUGUUGUCUCUUCUGAAGAAAAGUAUUGUAACAGAUGCUCAUGGCGCUAAGGAGGUGGUAUGUGGUGUGCAUGUUAGAGAUACUCUUAGCAAUGAGGAAUAUGACAUACAUGCCAAGUGUGUAGUUAAUGCAACAGGACCAUUCACCGACAGUGUAAGAACAAUGGAUAAGCCUGAUAUACCAAAGAUCAGUCAAGCUAGCUCUGGUAUCCAUCUUGUCUUACCAUCAUAUUAUAGUCCAAAGAACAUGGGUCUAUUGGAUCCAGCUACCAGUGAUGGCAGAGUGAUAUUCUUCUUACCAUGGGAGGGAAGGACAAUUGCAGGAACCACAGAUACACCAAGCAAUGUUAGUUUUGAGCCAGAAGCCCAAGAAGUUGAGAUCCAGUUUGUACUCAGUGAAAUCAAACACUACUUGGGUGAUGAAGUUAAUGUUCGCCGCGGAGAUGUGUUGGCAGCUUGGAGCGGUAUUCGUCCACUUGUCCGUGAUCCAAAAUCCAAAAGCACUGCCUCUAUUGCACGUAAUCAUGUGAUUGACAUCAGUGAGAGUAACCUAGUGACCAUUGCUGGUGGUAAAUGGACUACAUAUAGGUCAAUGGCUCAAGACACUGUGGAUGCAUGCAUCAAAACUUGUAAACUAGAACCUGUCCGAGAUUGUCAAACAGAUGGUCUGCUUUUAGAGGGAGGGCAAGGCUUCACGCCUAAUUUUCAUAUUAGAUUGAUACAAGAUUUUGGAUUGGAGGAAGAGGUUGCAAUCAACCUUGCGCAUAACUACGGGAACAAAGCACCACAAGUGGCACUUUUGGCAAGUCUCACAGGAAAACGGUGGCCAGUAGUUGGACAAAGACUCAUUCCAGAAUUUCCUUACAUUGAAGCUGAGGUGCGCUACGCCGUCAGAGAGUACGCAUGUACUGCUAUUGAUGUUUUGGCAAGACGAAUAAGAAUAGCUUUUUUGGAUGUCCGUGCUGCAAAAGAUGCAGCUACACGAAUAGUAGAGAUCAUGGCCGAAGAGUUAAAUUGGGAUAAGGAAAGACAACAGAAAGAGCUUCACGAGACAUACAGGUUUUUGGGCCAUAUGGGACUGACAGUCCAUAACAAGGUUGGCAAGCAAGAUGUCAAUGUAACUGAUAAAGAAACAGACCAAUACAAGGAAAUAUUUAAACACUUUGAUAUUGAUAACAGCGGUAGCAUUUCCUUUUCAAAUCUGAGAAAGAUUUUACACGAUACAGGAGAAGCCAUUUCUGAUGACCAGUUGCGCGAACUUAUCCAUGAAGUUUCAACCAAGACUCAAAACUCUAUAGAGCUGGACGAAUUCCUGCAGGUAAUGACUGCUCACAGAAAAGGGAUAAUUACUCACAAUCGCUUUGCAGCAAUAAUUGAUCGCCACUUUGAACAUUUGAGACAAAAGGGUUCAGUGGUAGAUGGCAAGGGUGUGUAAUACAAAUGAUAAAUAAAACAUUUAGAACGCCUAGUAAAAAACCGUUGAUUUUCAUUUCAA